UUAAAAUGGCAGAGCCAUGUUGCUAAUUCAGAUCAGUCUGAUUCCACUGAACUCUUUUUUUCCUGCACCAGGUUGGAUUCAGAACAGGAAAGAGUUAAGGAACGCCAAAAAGGCAGUGAGUGGGAGAACCCAGGUGCUGGGAGUGUGUUCUGAGCGAACACUGUUAGAGUAACACAGAUGGAGAAGAAAACUUACGCGCUAUCAGCACAGUAUCCUUGAGCAGAAACGCUCUUUUUUAAUGGAGUAAUACUCCGUAUCUCUAAGGAUGCCACUAAAAUUAAAAAGAAAACAUGUCCAACUUAGGAAGUUCAUAUCAGUAACCGCUUUCAAUCUUGGCACUUCAUCCUCGGCCUCUGAUUCCCUAUAGCAGCGUUACUGGAGUAGACCUGGGGUACCACAGCUCUGAGAAGCCUCUCGGAAGGGAAGUUCCCAACAUCUCGCGAGCGAAACUCGAGCGCCCCCCUCUGCGCGUGCGCGCACCUUGCCCUUUACGACUGCGUCCCGCAGGCUCCGCCCGGGAGGCCUCGCGGGCCGAGUUCUCGGCCGGCCGCGGCCGCUUUGUGGAGUCGGGUUUCCAGCCACCCGCGGAAGGUCAGCGGGGACGCCAGCCGCUCGGCGCCUGCGCGGACGUCGGACGUCCGUCACCAUGACAGCACCCGCUGGGGGCCCGGGAUCUUGGAGUGAAAAUAUACUGGAAUAUUUUCUAAGAAAUAACCAGAUUACAACAGAAGAUGGCGCUGAGAUUGUCUGGUAUCAUGCAGCUAACCACAAAACACAAAUGAAUGAAGCACUGAAAAGUACUGCUCACAUGAUAGAGGCUGAUGUCCUUCUUCCAAAUGAUGGAUCAGAGCAUGACCAGCCAAUAAUGGCCCACCCUCCUGAAACAAACAGCGAUAAUACCCUACAGGAGUGGCUGACUCAAGUUAUGAAAAGCAAUAAAGGCAUCAAGCUGGAUUUCAAGAGUCUGGCAGCUGUAGAACCAUCCAUGAUGCUCUUGGAAAAUGUGAAGAAGCAUCUGAAGCGUCCUGUGUGGAUUAAUGCUGAUAUUCUUCCUGGUCCAAAUGGAAAUAGCAAAGUAGUUGAUGCCAAACCAUUUAUAGAAACUGUGACAUCCUUCUUUCCAGAUGUGACAUUGUCCCUGGGUUGGACAACAGGAUGGCAUCCUGAGAAAGUCAAUGAAGGGUACAGUUGGCCAAUGGUGAAAGAGAUGGAAUACAUAUGUAAUGAACUAAAUCAGCCCGUAACAUUCCCUGUGAGAGCGGCGUUAGUCAGGCAGUCUUGUUCUCAAUUACUUUGGCUGUUAAAGAAAUCAAACAGAUACAGCCUGACUAUUUGGACUGGGAAAAAUGAUCACUAUUCCACUGAAGACUUACUUUAUAUUAGAGACCAUUUUGACAAAAACCAAGUUUUCUAUGACAUCUUGGAACCACAAAACCAUGAAUUUAAACAAGCUAUUGGAAUCAAAGUUAACCGCUAAGAAGAAGAGUCUUCUAAGUAUGGUUUCGUAACCCUUCUCUGCAUUGGUCUGAAUUAACUAUCCUGUAAAUUAUGAUUAUAGGCUUACGCUCUAAUUCACCCUAUCAGGAAACAUUGAUUGUAUGCUUACUCUGUGGGCAUAUGUUCUUACAAUAGUGCAUCUAUGUAAAAAAUUUGGAAAGGAGAUUUCAGUGGCCUGGUAUAACAAUAAUUUAGGAAAAUGAUACUCUGAAUCCCUUUAUAAAGAAUAACUUUGAUAUAACUGAAGAUGAAUAAGAGAAUCCACAUGUGUCAUAAAACAGGUAUAAAUCACAUUUUAUUGCCACUUGCAUUACAGAGAGUAUGAAAAAUAAGGCACUCUUUUCCUUUUCCUUAAAAACUGAUUAUUUAGAGAUAAAAGUAGGAGGGCUUUAAAAAUGUUUUGAACUUUCACAGGGGUGAGCAUCUGUCUCAUAUCAAGAUCUAUAGAUUAAAUUAGAUGGAUCUAGAAUUUACAUUUUGUUGGGAAACAUAGGAGCAGCUAAAUAUAUUUUUUCUUUCUACAGUAUCUUAUCUGUAGUGAAAAGUAGACUGUUGGAGAGCAGUUCUAAGCCUUGUAUCAUUUGCUUCCCAAAUUUCUUACUGCCACCACCUUCAUUCAGGUCCUUGUUCUACUAUUAGAAUCUCAUGAGCUACUUCUGACUGCAUUCCUCACUCAACUCAGAGAUGCCCUAAGUUUUUCUGCAAAACAAAACUUUCUUAGGCUGGGUGCAGAGGCUCAUGCCUGUAAUCCUAGCACUCUGGGAGGCCAAGGCAGGUGGAUUGCCCUGAGCUUACAGGUUCGAGACCAUCCUAAGCAAAAGCAAGACCCCGUUUCUAAAAAUAGCUGGGCAUUGUGGCUGGCACCUAUAGUCCCAGCUACUUGGGAGGCUGAGACAAGAGAAUGGCUUAAGCCAAACAGUUGGAUGUUGCUAUGAGCUAUGACACCAUGGCACUCUACCAAGGGUGACAAAAUGAGACUCUGUCUCAAAAAAAACCCCCAAAACUUUCUUUAUUAAAUACCCUUUUUUCAUGCCAAAUAAAAAAUCUUCAAGGCCUUAAAUUCAAUUUUACUCCGUUUUCCUCUUUCAGGACCCUUCAUAAUGUGGUCCCACCCUAACAGUCAACUUCAUGUACUCCAACACAGCCCUUCAUUUCAAAAAUUCCUUCAGCAUCAGUUGUCUGUAGAUCCUACAUGAACAGUUAGUGUUGACUGUUUGAUGAACUGACUGUGUCAUGUGCGUCUCCUCCACUCUGUGGUAAAUCCUUCAUGGUAAGGGUGCAUACUUCAAUAUCCCUUACAGCGCCUGGCAUAGUCCUGAGCAAAGCGUUCACAAAAAUAUGUACUUCUUUGAUUUAUUAAAAAGAAAUUUACCAGUGAAUGUCCUAAAGUAUGUAAUUUCCUCUUUUAUUAAUACACCAUUUUUCUCCAAGAGAAGAAAGCAGUUCUAUUUAGAGAAAAAAGCUUGGACUUUGAAUUCAGACAAACUUCCCUUACAGCUCCAUAUCGAAUCCUUCCUAGCAAUAGACUUUAGGAAAUCCAUAAUGUCUUUAACUAUAGGUUUACUCAUCUGUAAAAUGGGGAAAAAAUGAGAAUUCUCUCACAGGGUUCUUUUUUUUUGGAGACAGAGUCUCACUAUGUCACCCUCGGUAGAGUGCUGUGGAGUCACAGUUCACAGCAACCUCAAACUCGUGGGCUUAAGCGAUUCUCUUGCCUCCGCCUCCCAAGUAGAUGGGAUUACAGGCGCCUAUCAUAAUGCCCGACUAUUUUUUUUUUUUGUAAUUGUCAUUGUUGUUUGGCAGGUUCAAACCCACCAGCCCUGGUGCAUGUGGCCAGCGCCCUAGCCCCUGAGCUACAGGCACCAAGUCUCUCAUAGGGUUCUUGUGAGAAUUAAGUGAGAUUCAUGUGAUUGAGACUUUCUAGCUCAAUGACAUACUAAACGCUUAACAGACUAGGUUAGUUUCUCUUGUUUUAGACUUGUCAUGUGAUCAUGUCCAUUAGGGAUAGAUAACACUAAGAAAAACUAAGAUAGCACUAAUUAUGAAGUACUGUAGUCAUAUAGACGCUUAAAGACAACAAUUACAGUAUUUCCACUUUAAAUUUCAGCUCCAGUUGAAUGGAGUGUUAUUUGUAAAUGAUACCUAAAACUUCACUUUCUAUGGUUGUUUGGCAAAGGUGCAAUUUUAUUAUAAAAUUUCAACAAUUGCAAUAGAGCAUAAUCUUUUAACUAUAAUAAAAAAUAUUUACAAAUGUUCUACGAUGAUCAUGCAUUACUAAAGACAUCUGAAUUUAUAACUUAACUACUAUUGGUUGAAGUUUGAAAUAAAAUUCAUUGGUCUAGAAUAUUCUUGUUACUACUUAUCCUUGAUUUUUUAAAAAUAUUAUGGUAAAAUAAUUUUGUAUUGAGAAAUCUAUAAGCCAAAUAUCACUUAGAUUAGAUUUAGAGGUGUAUUUUAAACUGUUACUAGGAAUAAAAACACAUAAGAGAAUUGUAAAACAUAUAUUGUUGAAAAGUAAAUUUUUAAUGGUUUAACCAUAUGGAAAAAAAUAACCUACCUUACAUCAUACACAAAUAAUUUGAGCUGAAUCUUAGGUUUACAUGUGAAAGCCAAAACUAUAAAGCAUUUAGAAGAGAAUAAGGAGAAUGUUUCCGUGACUUUGGAGUAGGUAUUGGUUUCUUACAAUCCACAAAGCACCAGCCAUAAAGGAAAUGUUGAAAAAUGAACUUUAUCAAAAUUUAAAACUUCUCAUCAAAAGAUACUAUUGACACAUAUGUGAGAGAAGUCAUAUUCAGAAUAUGGAAAGAACUCCUGUAAACUGAUAAGAAAAAAAACAAAUCUAAUUAAAAAUGGACAAAAGACUUGAUACUUCACACACACAACAAGAUAUUCAGAUGGCUAUAAGACUAACAAAGGGAACUCAAUAGAAUUAUUUAUCCAGGGAAGGCAAAUUUAAACCAUAAUGAACACCAGUACAUACCUACAAGAAAGACUAAUAUUAUAAAAAUGGAUGAUACCUUUUAGGAAAAAAAAGAAAGCGAUUUGGCAGUUUCUAAUAAGUUUCAUCUACCUUAAGACCCAGCCAUUCUAUUUAUAGGCAUAUACUCAAGAGAAAAGAGCUCAUACAUUCAUAUGAAAGAAACGAGAAUAUUCUUAGCAACUAUUCUUAAUAGCUAAAAACUGGGAACAACCCAAAUUUUCAUCAACAAGGGAAUUAAUGAUGGUAAAUUCAUACAAUGAAGUUACUACACAGCACCAGAACACUUUGAACUACUGAUGCAUAGAACAAUAGGGUGAAUAUUAAAAACGCUGCAAAUGAAGCAGACACAAAUGAGUGCAUACUAUGUGGAUCCAUUUAUAUGAAGAUCAAGCACAGCCAAAAGUAACAGACGGUGCUAGAAGUCAGAAUAGUAAUUACCUGUGAGGUUCUACGGGGUAUUUUCUGGGAUGGAGCAUGUGGGAACUUUUUGGGGUGAUGAAAAUAUUCUGGGGUGGCACCUUUGGCUCAGUUGGUAAGGCGCCGGCCCCAUAUACUGAGGGUGGCGGGUUCAAACCCAGCCCCGGCUGAACUGCAACCAAAAAAUAGCCGGGCGUUGUGGCGGGCGCCUGUAGUCCCAGCUGCUCUGGAGGCUGAGGCAAGAGAAUCGUGGAAGCCCAAGAGCUGGAGGUUGCUGUGAGUCCUGUGACAUCAUGGCGCUCUACCCAAGGCAGUAAAGUGAGACUCUGUCUCUACAAAAAAAAAAAAAAUAAUAUUCUGUACCUUGUUCUGUGGGCAGUUAUUUUGAUGCGUACAUAAGGCAAAAAUAUGAGUUAAACAUUUAGUAUUUGUACAUUUUACUACAUGUAAAUUACACAUCAAUUUUCAAUAUUUUUAAAGGCCUUGAUAUAGAAACAUGCAGUAAGUACAGUGCUAUGCAGACACUGAAAAGUUGAUAGUGUCUAUUUUCAGAUGUUGCAGAAUAUUACUGCAGGUUGUAAAAGCAUGUAUGGUAUACCAUUUAUGUAAAAUUAUGUGUUUUUUAUGUACAUAGAAACAUUUUGGAAAGACAUUCAAACACACAAAGUAAGCGAAUGAUUAAAUGCCACCUACUUGUCUCCUCUAGACUUGGGUCUAAUAUAUUGGUGUUAUAUAGCAUCUGAAGGCUAUUUCCCAAGACUGGCAGAGCAAUCCACUUCCAAAAAAUUCAAGGUUCUUUAGGGAAAAUAGGAACUGUUGGAACAAACACUUUUUGACCACAAGAAAAAAGACUGCAAAUCUUGCUGACAUUGACAUCUGAGCUGGCAGGCAUAAACGAGAGCCGAGUAACUGGAAUGGUCCUGCAAGCUGAGGUCAGCCCCACUCUGCAGGAGCAAAGAAACAACUUCGGGCCCAGCUUUCUCUAAGCAAGCGUGCAUCAGGGCAGUUUUCC
This is a messenger RNA of Nycticebus coucang (slow loris), 5903 nucleotides long. It is a transcript of the gene FAM151B, whose product is annotated as family with sequence similarity 151 member B. The record is from RefSeq and is a predicted model, not a curated record. The transcript has 8 exons. The coding region runs from base 647 to 1477 and encodes 276 amino acids. Lineage: Eukaryota; Metazoa; Chordata; Mammalia; Primates; Lorisidae.